Drosophila innubila is the source of this 1684-nucleotide messenger RNA. It is a transcript of the gene Cpr97Ea, whose product is annotated as pollen-specific leucine-rich repeat extensin-like protein 1. The coding region runs from base 349 to 1413 and encodes 354 amino acids. Gene Ontology annotation, molecular function: structural constituent of chitin-based larval cuticle. The transcript has 4 exons. Gene Ontology annotation, cellular component: chitin-based extracellular matrix. Lineage: Eukaryota; Metazoa; Arthropoda; Insecta; Diptera; Drosophilidae. The record is from RefSeq and is a predicted model, not a curated record.
UUUUCCUCGAGCAAUACGCGCGGUGGUAUAUAAAGCGAAAUACAACAACUUGGGCGGCUCAGUUGCUGUCGGUUUCAAGUAAAUUGUUGGCGCACAGCUUAAACGCGAACUCGGCUCAAGAAAAAGACAAAAAGAAAAAAAAAAAAACAAGAAACGACUUCAGUUUCAGUAUCAGUUUCAGUUUCAGUCCCGGUUCAUUAGAUCAAUUGAAAGUGAUUUUUGGUGCCAUUGUUAGCUGGCUAUUUUGGCUGGGUGUUGCCAGCGAAGGUCUUUUGAAGUGAUUGCAAUUAAAGUUUUUAAUCGAUUCGGAAUAGUUGCGAACAAAGAGUUGCAAACCAAGUGUACAAUAUGAAAGUGCUGGAGCGUUUACUGUUAAUCGGCUGUCUGGUUGGGGGUCUGGUUAGUGCACAGGACUAUCAAGUCUAUCAGCAGAGUGCACCACGCUCGGCACCACACAGACUGCACUCCACUGCCCAAGAGGAGACGCGUCCCACGCCCGUUCCCAUUCUAAAACAGAUCAACAAGCACAAUGAAGAUGGCUCGUAUACAUACGGCUAUGAGGGUGCCGACGGUUCCUUUAAAAUCGAAACAAAACUGGCAACCGGUGAGGUGAAGGGUAAGUAUGGCUACAUCGAUGCCGAUGGCAAGGUGCGCGUUGUGGAAUAUGGCGCCAAUAAGUAUGGCUUCCAGCCAUCUGGCGAGGGCAUCACUGUAGCUCCGCCCACACUGGUAGAUGAGUCCACCAAAGAGGAGCCCGACUAUGAGGAUGAGCCUCAACAACGUCCACAGCGUCCCUACCGAGUUCAGCGUCCUCAGCAACCGCCCCGAGCUCAGCCAGCACCAUCGCCUCCACGUCCACAACACCAACCACAACCGCAACCACAGUAUGUGCAGUAUGAGGAUGAGGAAGUGGAGCCACCACGUCGCCAACAGUACGCACCGCAAGCACAAUCUUCAUUGGGUCCAUCGCCGCCCCGUCUUCAAGUGCCUGGAGCACAGCGUUCCACAGAUGUGCUCUACUCGCCACAACAGCGUCCCGCCCGUCCCGAGCCAGAUUACUCGCAGUCUCAAAGCUUUGGCGAGGGUCCCUCCAAUGUGCGCAUCUCACGUCCUGUCUAUGCACUGCCUCCUGCUUCCCCGGCACCCAGCAGUGCACGUGCCCAGGGCUUCCUUGCACCCGCAUCUGGUGGUCGUCCGCUGCUGGAGCCUGUGCACUUUGGACCCACACAGGCGCCCAUUGCCCAGCCUGUGCAGCAGAGUAUUCCCCAGCAACAGCCACAGUCGAGUUACCAGCCGCGUGCCCAAGGACGUGCCGGUGGCAGUGGCAGCCUUCUAGAUCAACUCGCCCGGGAUUAUGCCUUGCCACAAGGCAACGCACAGCCACUGCACGAUAUUACCUUUGGAUAUUAUUAGAAGUGAACUGAGGAACUGGUAUUGGGUAGUUGGGCGGCCCAUUGGCCGUUUCUUUGAGUCAGGUGCAUACAACGAUACUCGAAUAACUCGAAUAGUUCCCAUUCCCUCUAUUUCGUUGCAACUAUUCUGCAUUCGCCAGUGAUUUCUUGCUUCUACGAGUAGAUUUUAGAAACUUUAAUCUAUAACCUGUAUUGUAUGUGUAUUCCAUUCGUAAGAAUUUGUUGUCGACGUUUUAUAAUUAAUAAAAAAUCAAUAAAUUUUUGUCCUAAUA